GACAGAAAGAGAGAGAGACAGAGAGAGCGAAGUCUUUUCAUUUUUUUUCCAUCUGCACUCCAGCCUGCGGCUCUAGGAUAAAUUAAACAGAUGGGAGCCCAGGGUCUGGAUGGAAACCAGUCGGCCGACGAUUAUUACUACGAGGAUGGGGAGCUGAACGGCACCCAUGACUACAGCCUGUACGAGGCGAUCUGUGUGAAGGAGGAGGUCCGGCGCUUCGCCAGUGUCUUCCUUCCGGCCUUCUUCGCCGUGGCCUUCGUGGUGGGGCUGGCUGGCAACUCGGUCGUGGUGGCCGUGUACGCCUUCUGCAAGAAGCGAAGGACCAAGACGGACGUGUUCCUCCUGCACCUGGCCGUGGCCGAUCUGCUGCUCCUGGGCACGCUGCCCUUCUGGGCAGUGAACGCGGUGCACGGGUGGGUGCUGGGGGAGGCGGCCUGCCGGGUCACAUCGGCCCUGUACACGCUCAACUUCGUGUCGGGCAUGCACUUCCUGGCGUGCAUCAGCGUGGACAGGUACCGGGCGGUGAGCAGGGGUCCCCGCCAGCCGGGGGCAGCAGGGCGGCCGUGCUGGCUUGUGUGCUGCGGCGUGUGGACAGCCGCGCUCUUGCUUAGUCUCCCCAAGCUGGUGUUUUAUACAGUCAACGCUGGGGGCAGGUGCGUUCCCUCCUUCCCCUACCUGCUGGGGGCGCCGGUGAGGGCAGCCAUCCAGAUGCUGGAGGUCUGCGUGGGGUUUGUGGUGCCCUUCCUGGUGAUGGGGGUGUGCUACUGGCUCACGGCGCGGGCGCUCAUCAGGAUGCCCGAUGGGAAGAGGUCUGGGCCGCUGCGGGUGCUGCUGGCUGUGGUGCUGGUUUUCGUCGCCACCCAGCUGCCUUACAAUGUCGUCAAGCUCUGCCAGGCUAUGGGCAGCAUCUACUCGCUGGUCACCACCUGCGAGGCCAGUAAGCGCCUGGACGUGGCCAGGCAGGUCACGGAGAGCAUCGCGCUGGCCCACAGCUGCCUCAACCCUCUCCUCUACACCUUUCUGGGCGCCUCCUUUAAGACCCAUGUGAUGAAGGUGGCCAAGAGAUACGGGCCGUGGCGGAGGCGCAGACAGGCCGUGGAGGAGAUCGCCUUUGACUCGGAUGCGGCCACGGAGCCCACCAGCUCCUUUAGCAUUUAAAAGGCCAAAGUGUGCUGCUGCCUUUCCUUCCGGUCAUGUGCAUGACAUGCCUUCCUCAGGCCAAAACAAACAAACAAACAACAAAAACCCAUCUGUGUGGCUCUGAAACUCUGGUUUCAAGUUGAUAUCAAAGAGGGUGACUUGGGGUGCAGACAGAAGCUGAGAAGACCGGGCAAUGUCAAAAUGUGAAAGUUAACAUCAUAGGGAAAUACUAGCUGCAGGCAUAAAGGGAAGCGUUAGGUGAAAAGAAGACCUUGGAGGAGAUGAGAGUCGUUUUAUAGCUUGAUGACAGUAGUGGUUACACAAAUCCAUGCCUUACACGAUGAUGUGGAAAACUCCAUAUGCUGGGAUCAGUUCCACCUUCCUGGGCUUGCUACGAUACUCUAAUUAUGUGAGAACAAC
This is a messenger RNA of Dipodomys ordii (Ord's kangaroo rat), 1560 nucleotides long. It is a transcript of the gene Ackr4, whose product is annotated as atypical chemokine receptor 4. Gene Ontology annotation, molecular function: scavenger receptor activity; chemokine receptor activity; chemokine binding. Gene Ontology annotation, biological process: immune response; G protein-coupled receptor signaling pathway; chemotaxis. Gene Ontology annotation, cellular component: membrane. The transcript is spliced from 2 exons. Lineage: Eukaryota; Metazoa; Chordata; Mammalia; Rodentia; Heteromyidae. The record is from RefSeq and is a predicted model, not a curated record. Bases 91 to 1158 code for a protein of 355 amino acids.